AAAAAAAAUUUUACAAAAAAAACGAUGAAAGAAGGGGUCAAAAUGUUGGAAAUUUUAGUAAAAAAAGGGACAAAAUUUAAUAAACGACAAUGUUACAUGAAUUUCUAAAGCAAAUUGAAAAGGAAUGUUACUUCUAUAUGCCACUACUAUAUUUCAGUUCUUAUCACUCCAGUUCUUGAUUGAUCGGCCUAUUCUGAUUACAGCACGAAAAGUAUCUUCUAGAUGUCAUCGUAAAAAUAUGGCUAAAAAUUCAUUUUUAUGGAAAAUCGAGAUCGAUCCGCCAUCAUAUUUUUACGGGACUAUACACGUCCCCUACGAUAUGGUGUGGGAGGAUAUUCCGGAUAACGCUAAGUUAGCAUUCGAACGUAGUCAUUCCGUAUUUUUCGAACUCGACCUGACCGAUUAUAAUACCGUACGAGAGUUGGAAAGAUGUCAACUCCUUCCAAACGGGCUCACAUUAGACCAAAUUAUACCUAGUCAUUUGUACAAACGUCUUAGGCGGCAUAUUGCGUCGAUUCGCGAUUUAAUUCCUUUUUGGUUAAACGAUAAAAUGACGUCACAGUACGAGGUUAAAAAUUUGGACGAAAAAAUUGACAGCCAUUAUAUAGACAAUCGAUACAAAAAAGAUAAAUCCUUGCAACAUCAAACCUUUAAUAUUGAUAAUAAUAAUCUUAAGUUCCAAAAAUUAGUCACACUCGGCUUGAUUACCUCAAACACGAUACAUUCUAUCAACAACAUUCCCGCGUCCAACCACAUAUCCCACAAAUAUAGAAAGAUUAGGACUCAUUCCAGCGCGCGAAAACUCAAGGAAACGGAUGAUUCUGCUUCUAGACAUAAGAUGGGCGAUCAGGAUUCUGAGGCUAUAUUUCAAGCCAUUACUGCAGAUUGGCGUCGUAAAAGACCUAUAUGGAUAAUGUUGAUGCUAAACGCCUUGACUGAAAACGAUAUAAGAGCUAGAGGUACCCCCGUCCUAGACCUAUUUUUAUCCCUUAAAGCUGACAAAUCUAAUAAAAUCGUUGGAGCCAUCGAACGGGUCGAAGAUCAAUGUACCCCGUUAAACGAUUUGAAUUCAUCACAAGUAUUGAUAGCCUUGAACCAAACUCUCACCAAGCACGAACACAAUCUUAGAGCUUCCACCGGUGUCAAAAACCAGAUUGGCGAUUCAUCUCAAAAACAUGCAUUUGAUUCAGAAUAUUUGGAUAAAUUGCAUACCUCCACAUCCGAUAUAGCCAAUAUCUACCUGUGUGGCAACGUUGACGUUUUGAUACAUUCACCCGACGAUGCCAAUAUGAUUUUAUCCAAGAACGCGUUUUAUUCCAAUCCUGUAAAAGAUGCUAACGAUGAUUUUCAAUCUAUCGAAUUGCCGGAAGAAUACGAUCAUCAUUAUAGAGCAAAAGACAAAACAACUAUCGGACCUCAUAUUAUAAUCGACAAUUAUUUUAGGCAAGAAUUGAUAGCCGGGAGAAAUAAGAAGAUGGCCGAAAGAGCCAUCGAAAUUAUCAAGAGAAACGCCGGAAAAAAUAGCGUAUUUUUCGCAUUCGGAGCUGCUCACUUUCUGGGAAACGAUACUAUCAUAAAUCAUGUAAGGGAAGCUGGUUUUCUAGUGAAGCACGUACUACCUCACGAGCCCCUUACAUCUGGGAUCAAUAUGAGAAAUGCUUACGUCAAAUCUAAAUAUUAUCCCAAAAGUCCAAAUUAUAAAUUCAAAUCUAAGGUACCUUCCCAGCCGGAAACAUCACCACAAUAUAAUUCUCUCGCGACAUCUACCAUAAUGAAAAAAUAUCGUUAUUUCGCUCUACCUCCCUAUGCGUCUUCCCAUUAUAGAUUCCCUACUUACGAUAAUAACUAUAGACAAAAUCCAAAUUUUAAUGAUUUGUGGGUUCGAAAACAUUAUGAUGAGUAUAAAAAAGGAACUACAUAUUCUAAUGAAAGAUUUUCUGAUGAUUACAGAAAUUUCAAGAGGGAUAUUCAAAAAUCUAAUAUUUCGAACAAAUAUUUACUAAAUAUAUCAAUAAUAAAUAUUUUUUGCUAUAAUCACUAUAAAACAUUAGCCCAGUUUGACCAUUUGCCGACUCAUAAGCGACCUCUUCCAAUUGAACCCCCAUUUCUGGCUUAA
Gordionus sp. m RMFG-2023 is the source of this 2116-nucleotide messenger RNA. RefSeq names its product metalloprotease TIKI2-like. The coding region runs from base 125 to 2116 and encodes 663 amino acids. NCBI's taxonomy places the organism in Eukaryota, Metazoa, Nematomorpha, Gordioida, Chordodea, Parachordodidae. Gene Ontology annotation, cellular component: membrane. The record is from RefSeq and is a predicted model, not a curated record. Gene Ontology annotation, molecular function: metalloendopeptidase activity. Gene Ontology annotation, biological process: negative regulation of Wnt signaling pathway. The transcript has 8 exons.